AUGUCAACAAAAACACCUGGUGGUUCUGGACCUAGCGAGAAGUUCAUGAAAAAGGAUGCUGCUGCGAAAGGUCUCGGUGCAGAUAACGCCCCAGCACACAAGGAAGGCCAUGUGCCUGGAGAAGCACCUGUAGCAAGCGACUCUUAUACAGCAAGGCAACCUGGAACAACGGUUGGCGAGAAAGGAAAUGUCGGUCACAUCGUUGGCGAGAAGCCAAGCGAUACCAUCAACCAGGGAAACAUGCGCUGA
Messenger RNA from Exophiala spinifera, 249 nucleotides. RefSeq lists its product as uncharacterized. Lineage: Eukaryota; Fungi; Ascomycota; Eurotiomycetes; Chaetothyriales; Herpotrichiellaceae. The transcript has 2 exons. Bases 1 to 249 code for a protein of 82 amino acids. The record is from RefSeq and is a predicted model, not a curated record.